CGUUGGGAAGACAAAAAAAAAAUCAAUAAAGGAUCCCACUCAAAUAAUAUCAUCUCUCUCCUCCUCCUCCACCGCCACUACCGCCGUCCCUCUUCUGCUCCUUCAUCACCGCUGAUGUCGUCUCCAAUGGUGGAUGUGCCAGCCAUACUUGCAAGUCUAACAAAAAGAUAAAAACAGAAACGAAGAGAGAGAGAGAGAGAGAGAAAGAAAAGAAAGGAAACACAUAGAAAGAGAACGAGAAAAUCUGAUUUCUUUAGAAAGACCAAUCGGGCAAUAACUUUGCAGAUUUAUGAUACCAGAAGCAUUUAUCCUCAUUGACCAAGUUGGCAAUUUUGCUAAAAGAACACGCAAAUAACGACGUUUGAAGAUACGCGCCUAACGUCUGUCGAUGUGAGGACUAAAUCAUUAUAAAAUAGAUGAAUAGGAACCAAUUAAAUUAAAAUCACAUAAUACAAGGACCUAAGUAUGGGUUUGGGUCCUUUUCAUUUGCAGAUUUUCCAAUAAGAAACAGUACAGUGAAAAGCUGCCAGUUGGGUAAAAACUAAAAACAGGAAAAAGGAGACUAUGGCGAGUUCUGCUACCUCCUCUUCCUCCUUCUCCCCUGCUUCAGACCCCAAACUCGAUCUCGUCAGAAAGGUUAGAAGCCAUGAAGUUGCGUUAGCAGAGCUCAAUAAUCUUUCAUCCUCUAGGGGUGUCUAUCAGAAAAAUGGGAACCUUUUCUUCCGUACAACUAUUCAAAAAGCAACAGCAUCUGAACAGAAGCAGCUUGAUUCAGCUAAAGCCAAUCUGGGAAAGCUAAAUUCUCUUUGAUUACCAUUUAGUUCAUUGCUUCAGAAAUGGUUAGGAGUGCCAGAGUGAUGUCUCAUUAUAUUCUUUAGGCCUUUAACCUUUUGUAUUCUAUCCGUCUAAUUCUCUUGCCAGCAUUGUUGCUGACUUCCUGCCUGUCUUGGAAAUUUUGGGUAUAACCGUACGACUGAUGUUUAUGGUAUGUUGAAUAUUCUGUGUCCGUAUAUUUUUGGAAAAUGUUCUAAAAGGAUUAUUUUGAGCAACAUCCCUUCUUUUGAAGGCAUUUUUAUCUAGUUCAAUUAUAAUUAUUUGCUGGUUAA
This is a messenger RNA of Ricinus communis (castor bean), 1106 nucleotides long. RefSeq lists its product as uncharacterized. NCBI's taxonomy places the organism in Eukaryota, Viridiplantae, Streptophyta, Magnoliopsida, Malpighiales, Euphorbiaceae. The coding region runs from base 565 to 810 and encodes 81 amino acids. The transcript has 6 exons. The record is from RefSeq and is a predicted model, not a curated record.